AUGAGCUCCAGCCAGCCAGGGGCCUGCCCAUGCCAGGGCACUGCAGGUCGCCCAACCAUCCUGUACGCACUCCUGAGCCCCAGCCUCAGGUCCAGGCCCUAUGUCCCCCCACCUCGUGGCCGCUGCCUAUGCAGGCAACACAGACCUGUCCGCCUGAGUACUCCUCAUCGUACCUGCCAGAAAGCCUUGGAUGUUUUGGCCAAGAUGGUGACCUUCCUAAGGAACCUGCCAUCCUUCUGCCAGCUGCCCCCCCAAGAUCAGCGGUGGCUGCUGCGGGACUGCUGGGGCUCCCUCUUCCUACUUGGGUUGGCCCAAGACACUGUGACCUUCCAGGUGACCGAGGUCCCAGUGCCCAGCAUACUCAAGAAAAUCCUGCUAGAGGAGCCUGGCAGCAAUGGUGGCAGCGGUCAGCUGCCUGACAGGCCCCAGCCCUCGCUGGUUGCAGUGCAGUGGCUUCAAUGCUGCCUGGAGUCCUUCUGGAGCCUGGAGCUGGGCCCCAAAGAGUACGCUUACCUGAAAGGGACCAUCCUCUUCAAUCCUGAUGUGCCAGGCCUUCAUGCCUCCUUCCACAUUGCAUACCUACAGCAGGAGGCUCACCAGGCACUGUGUGAGGUCCUGGAGCCCUGGUGGCCAACAGGCCAAGGCCGAUUGGCCCACAUACUCCUCAUGGCCUCUACCCUCAAGUCAAUUCCACGCAGCCUGCUUGGGGACCUCUUCUUUCGCCCUAUCAUUGGAGAUGUUGACAUUACCAGCCUCCUCGAGGACAUGCUUUUGCUGAGGUGA
Molecule: messenger RNA, 783 nt
Organism: Orycteropus afer afer
Lineage: Eukaryota; Metazoa; Chordata; Mammalia; Tubulidentata; Orycteropodidae
Gene: NR0B2
Product: nuclear receptor subfamily 0 group B member 2
Exons: 2
Coding region: 1-783 (260 amino acids)
Biological process (GO): negative regulation of transcription by RNA polymerase II; circadian rhythm
Cellular component (GO): cytoplasm; nucleus
Molecular function (GO): transcription factor binding; transcription corepressor activity
Source: RefSeq, a predicted model, not a curated record